UAAUCCGGCCAAUCAGUUUUGCGCAUCGAGUCCCUGCCCCUCCUCUUUUCUCCUGUGUCAUUGGUGCUGUGUGGAGUUGAGCGAGUGAGUUUGCCGGCAGCAGAGAGAGCAGCAGGGAGAGGCUGUGUCCUGUUAUCUUGCCAUCAGUAUCCCUACCUCAGGCACCGGCCGCCGCAACCUCCUCCCACGCACCGCAAGCCUCGGCUUAUUCCAAGACAAGGACCUACAGUUCGGUUGAUUCAUCAGGAUGCUGUCCAGACUGAGGGUCCUCACACGUCCGUGCAUAGUGGGAUGUCGGGCUGUGCACACAAAAGACAAGGGCAAAGCACUUUUGUUAAACCCAAGGACAAAUAAGGGAAUGGCAUUUAUCCUGCAAGAAAGGCAAAUGCUUGGCCUGCAAGGCCUCCUGCCUCCCAAAAUAGAGUCUCAAGACAUCCAGGCUGCCCGAUUUCACCGGAACCUGAGCAGAAUGGACGACCCCCUGCAAAAGUACAUCUACGUAAUGGGAAUUCAGGAGAGGAAUGAGAAGCUUUUCUACAGAGUCCUGCUGGAUGAUAUUGAGCACCUCAUGCCUAUUGUCUACACACCCACAGUAGGCCUGGCCUGCUCCCAGUAUGGCCAUAUAUUCAGGAGACCUAAGGGUCUGUACAUUUCCAUUUUAGACAGGGGACACAUACGAUCGAUAUUGGAUCAUUGGCCAGAAACAGAUGUGAAGGCAGUUGUGGUCACAGACGGUGAGAGGAUUCUGGGUCUCGGAGACCUUGGUGUUUAUGGAAUGGGCAUCCCAGUUGGCAAGCUGUGUCUGUACACUGCCUGUGCUGGCAUUCGGCCUGAGAAGUGCCUUCCAGUGGUCAUCGAUGUUGGUACUGAUAACCCAACUUUGCUGAAGGAUCCAUUCUAUAUGGGGCUGUACCAGAAGAGGGAUCGCACACAGUUGUAUGAUGAUCUGAUUGAUGAAUUCAUGGAUGCAGUUACAGACAGGUAUGGCCAGAACACACUAAUCCAGUUUGAAGAUUUUGGAAACCACAAUGCCUUCCGGUUCCUAAGAAAAUACAGAGAAAAAUACUGUACCUUCAAUGAUGACAUACAGGGCACCGCCUCCGUAGCCCUGGCUGGGAUGCUAGCCGCUCAAAAGGCCAUAGGGAAACCCAUUACAGAACACAGAAUCCUUUUCUUGGGAGCUGGAGAGGCUGCACUUGGCAUUGCCAAUCUGAUUGUAAUGUCUAUGAUGGAGAAUGGGAUUUCUGCUGAAGCAGCUCGGGAAAGGAUAUGGAUGUUUGACAAAUUCGGCUUGCUCAUUCAGGGCCGAGUAGAAGGCAUAGACGGCAACCAGGAGUCAUUCGCACAUUCCGCCCCAGAGCAGCCUGUCGAUAGCUUUCUUGAUGCUGUGAAUGUUCUGCAGCCAACGGCAAUUAUUGGGGUCGCAGGAGCAGGGAGGCUUUUUACGGAGGACGUCAUCAAAGCAAUGGCUUCCAUCAAUGAACGACCCAUCAUCUUCGCUCUGAGUAACCCAACUCUGAAGGCAGAAUGCACGGCAGAGGAAGCCUACACUUGGACAGAGGGGCAGUGCCUGUUUGCCAGCGGAAGUCCGUUUGACACCGUCAUGUUGAGCGAUGGGCGAUCCUUUAAACCAGGACAGGGGAAUAAUGCUUAUGUAUUCCCAGGCGUUGCUCUGGCGGUUAUUCUGAGUGGAGUUCGGCACAUAAGCGACCGGGUCUUUCUUGAGGCUGCUAAGGCACUUGCUGAGCAAUUGACUGCUGAAGAGCUGGGGCAGGGAAGACUGUAUCCACAACUGUCUAAUAUCAGAGAUGUGUCGAUUAACAUUGCUGUAAAGGUGAUGGAGUUUGUGUACAGGAACGGCAUGGCUUUCCAGUACCCGGAGCCUGAGGACAAGAAUGCGUAUAUCAGAUCUAAAGUGUGGAGCACAGACUACGAUUCCUUCCUACCCGAUUCCUACGACUGGCCGGAGUAUGCAUCAAAGCCGCACAAAAUGUUCUAACCCUGCAAUCACGCCCACUUUCUGUUUUGUUAAAGCGUAUUGUAAUACGGGUAGGGGGAUCUAUUAUCCGGAAUGCACCUAUAGAGGAAUGAGACCCUGGGACUGAACAAAAGUUAAGGGGACCAAUUGGGGCACUGACUGCAGUUUUCAUAUAUCUUUAUGAAAAAUAUCUUCUUUUAAAAGUUUAGUUGGACCCUAAACUGAUUUUGCGGUUCGACCCAGGCUGAAUGACUGGAUAACCAGUCUUUCUGUAAUAUGGGGUGCCAUGCCUAAUAGGGGUGGGUCACCUUUAAGAUAGCUUUUAAUUUCUAAGCAACUUUUCAAUUGGUCUUUU
Molecule: messenger RNA, 2333 nt
Organism: Xenopus laevis (African clawed frog)
Lineage: Eukaryota; Metazoa; Chordata; Amphibia; Anura; Pipidae
Gene: me2.L
Product: malic enzyme 2, NAD(+)-dependent, mitochondrial L homeolog
Exons: 16
Coding region: 248-1999 (583 amino acids)
Biological process (GO): malate metabolic process
Cellular component (GO): mitochondrial matrix; mitochondrion
Molecular function (GO): malic enzyme activity; malate dehydrogenase (decarboxylating) (NAD+) activity; oxidoreductase activity, acting on the CH-OH group of donors, NAD or NADP as acceptor
Source: RefSeq, a predicted model, not a curated record